AAUGGAUGGACUAUUGGUGAAAAACUACGUGUUACACCUGAUGACACUGGUCGUGUACCAGUUGAAGGAACAUUGAUUGCUGCAGAUAAUCAUGAAAUUGUAUUGCGACUUUCAGAUACAAAAGCAGGCAAUAUCAAUGCUCAUUUUCCUCAAGCAGGUUUCGAUGUCAUACGAGCAUAG
Messenger RNA from Adineta steineri, 180 nucleotides. Lineage: Eukaryota; Metazoa; Rotifera; Eurotatoria; Adinetida; Adinetidae. The record is from the annotation of a GenBank genome assembly.